CCUAAAACAGCAAAAACCCUCUUUCCCUUUGCGUUCUCCGGCAAAUUGUUAAUCAUCAGUCUCUUCUGCAUUCACUCCGGCAAUGAAGCUCGUCCGGUUUUUGAUGAAGUUGAACAAUGAGACGGUUUCGAUCGAGCUCAAGAACGGAACUGUUGUUCACGGAACAAUCACAGGUGUGGAUAUUAGCAUGAAUACACAUUUGAAGACGGUUAAACUUACCCUAAAAGGGAAGAAUCCAGUGAGCUUAGAUCACCUGAGUGUGAGGGGCAACAACAUCCGCUACUACAUCCUUCCCGACAGCUUAAAUCUCGAGACUCUUCUGGUCGAAGAAACUCCCAGAGUCAAACCAAAGAAACCAACUGCAGGGAGACCGGUGGGACGUGGAAGGGGCCGUGGACGCGGACGUGGUCGUGGGCGAGGCCGUUAAUGUUAAUGUUGUUGAUUGUUGUAGUGAUAUCUGGUUUUGUAAACAGCUGCUGUAUUCGUGGAGAGUUUCUUUGACAACUGACAUUGUUAUGGAUGUGAUCAUUUUGCGGGUUUGUUUUUCCCUUUAUGCCCCUAAAACCAACUCGCUUUUUAUGGUCAAUUACAAGUAUCUUUCAAGGAUAAGUCCCUUUUCU
Lactuca virosa is the source of this 620-nucleotide messenger RNA. NCBI's taxonomy places the organism in Eukaryota, Viridiplantae, Streptophyta, Magnoliopsida, Asterales, Asteraceae. The record is from the annotation of a GenBank genome assembly.